AUGUCUUCUAGCUCUUCGAUCAACUCCUCUUCUAACCAGAUUUUACCGGAAGAUCGUCGCGAGUCUUCCGAACCGAGCUCUUGCUCUUCAAAUCCUCAUUCAACGAGCUCAUCCAACAAGGAGAGUAAUCCCCCGCAAUUGAUCCGUAAAAACUCUAGAUUGGUCGGCGCGAGCAGUAGCCGAUCUCGACCGCGAGUUGAAGCUACCGAACAGCUGGCUACAGAGACUCGCGAAACGGGAGCUCGAACUGGGCCGAACGUCGACGGUAUCGACCACGAGAUCGAGGAGAUCGAGGAACUUGAAGAGGAAAAUCCUGAGGAAGACGCUACCGAAGCAGGAGUCGCCGAGGAUAAUCUUGAAGCAGUGAAUCAUGCUUCACCACCGCUUCCAAAGCGAAGGGUCUUUCGCCCCAACAACGUGCCAUCUUCUUCCGUUACUCCGGGUGCUGUUCAGGCCGUGCUUGAAGAAAAUGGGCUCCCGGACCAAAUCGUUUUCAUAAUUCCAGAAGCUGGAGAUCGGCCGUGGGACGUCCCCGAAGGCUUCCUCUGUGUCUACUUGACAUAUUUUACGCAGUGCGGGCUCUCGCUUCCUAUCCCCUCUCGUCUUCUCGGAUACUGCAAUCGGCGUGGCGUAGCUCUCACACAGGUGAUGCCGGCCUCGAUAACGAACUAUGUAGGGUUCGUUACCUUGUGCGAUGAGCUCGGUGAAAUCCCCUCUAGUCGAUUGUUUGAGGAUCUCUUCUCGGUCAACAUCCACAAGUCUAAGGAGUGGUUCUUCGCAGCGAACGCCAAACCGAGGAAGAACAUCGUCACUGGGGCUAAACCCAGUAAAUUCAAUGACUGGGAAUCCCUGUACUUCUUCCUUGAGAUGAACGAUCUCACAGUCAGUAAUUCUGACAUCCCGACUCAAUCGGAGUGGAAGAUUCCGAUCGGUCGUCAUCUCCCGAGCAUUAUUCUCAACUCCGGACUCACAUCUGAGUUCGAAGCAGCUUUCAGCGAAGCCGGUAAACGUCGUUGGCCUGAACUGUGGGAAGAGAUUCUUCAGCGCCGAGCUUCUGUUCGAGAACCGAAACCGCGGAAACCAAAGGCUCGAGCUAACAAGCCCCGAGCCGCUCCAAGACGAAAGGCGCCUAAAUCGCGAGCCCAACAAACCCAAACUGCCAGGAUGCUCUCACUGGACGAGAUCGCAACCCUAUUUGAUGAAGAGGAGCCGAACGUCGCAGAUCCGACUCCUAUCCCUGCCAACGAAGGGACCAACGAGCAGCCUGAUGAACUGCCGCCUGUUGCGAACUCCCCUGACCUAGCUGGUCAGAAGAAGCUGAAGAAGAAGAAGUCUUCAAAGAAGAUUAAGAAGAUUGAAGACUCUUCUCGGGCGCAGGACGCUCCCGCUGAGCUCGAGGCACCAACGGCUGUGGCGUCAGACCUCGCUCUUUCUCAAGAUCGAGCUGAGGCUUCUCAUUCUCGAAAGAGACAAGCUGGAGACCGCGCCGAGGGUUCUCCAGAACCAGAGCCAGCGAAGAGGGCGAAGGUCUGCUUCGACUAUGAUGAGGAGACUCCUUUCGAGGAGAACAUCGAUGCCUGCGCCGAUCUCUACCAUAAGAUAUCUUCUCAGGUCCCGAGUCUCCCGGCAGUGGCUGAGCUCCGUUUCCCUAAUAUGUACAAGGGGAUCGCACGUACAACUGCCGUGCUCGCCAGUCAGACCAAUAAUUUGGUGGCGGCGUACGAAGUAGCUCUUUAUGACGAGCAAGUUAGGGUUGCUGAGCUCGAGGAGAGGGUCUCCAAAGCGGAAGAGCGUCUUGCCACCGAGCUCCAAAUCAAUGACACUCUCCACUCUUCGGUUGAUCUGCUAAAGCAAGAGAGUGCAGAGCUGAAGGCAGUGAGAAAAGAGCUGACCGAGGCCCAAAACAUGCUCGCCCAAGAGUUCGAGAAAGAUCAGGAGCGGCUGCGGGCCUUGGUGAACCACUGGAAGGGUCGAGCUAGGAUCGUUCACGCACAAGGUUUCUAUCGUUUAGAGAAGGUGAUCCGCAGCUUGGACGACGCCGAUCGAGCCCGCAAGCCCUACUUGGUGGUCAACCAGCUCACUAGAGUUCUCGGCUUCAUUAAGCAACUGAAGAAGAAAGGUUUGUACGAGGUCCCGCCAGAGAUGGUUGCCGACAUCGAGGCGAAGCAUGCUAAGGCGUUGGAAGACUUUCGUGCCAUCGAUGCUUGCGUUCUCACCGAGGAGGAUAAGCGAAUGUCUCCGUUCGCGGAAGAAGAUGAUGUUCCGGUGGCUGUGACCCAGAGCGCGCAAGAUCCUGCGAGAGGCGAGCAGUUUGGUUCGAACGAGGAUAUGCUCAACGCCGAUCGAGCUGCUACUUCAAAUACUGCUUAG
Messenger RNA from Eutrema salsugineum, 2370 nucleotides. RefSeq names its product meiosis-specific protein ASY2-like. NCBI's taxonomy places the organism in Eukaryota, Viridiplantae, Streptophyta, Magnoliopsida, Brassicales, Brassicaceae. Bases 1 to 2370 code for a protein of 789 amino acids. The record is from RefSeq and is a predicted model, not a curated record. The transcript has 4 exons.